GUACUUUCGGUCCAUAUCGGCCAAGGCGGCGUGCAGAUGGGCAACGCUUGCUGGGAGCUUUAUUGCUUGGAGCACGGUAUACAACCUGACGGUAUGUUGCCACCGCAAACCUGCACGAGCGAUGAGGGCUUCCAGACCUUCUUCAGCGAAACAGGUGGUGGAAAAUACGUACCUAGAGCAGUUUUCCUCGAUCUCGAACCAACAGUAAUAGAUGAGGUACGCACGGGAACGUACCAUCAGUUAUUCCAUCCCGAGCAAUUGAUUUCUGGCAAGGAAGACGCCGCAAAUAAUUACGCGCGUGGCCAUUACACUCUAGGCAAAGAGAUCAUCGAUCUUGUAUUAGACAGGAUUCGCAAAAUAGCUGAUAUGUGUAGUGGUCUACAGGGUUUCCUCAUCUUUCACGCGUUUGGCGGCGGCACUGGAUCCGGCUUUGCUAGUCUGCUGAUGGACCGACUAUCCAUGGACUACGGCAAAAAGGCAAAGCUAGAAUUCGCCAUAUAUCCGUCACCGCAAAUUUCCACAGCAGUCGUUGAACCCUACAAUGCAAUCCUGACAACUCACACUACGCUGGAGAAUUCCGAUUGCGCAUUCCUCGUAGAUAAUGAGGCAAUCUAUGAUAUUUGUAGGCGUAAUCUGGACAUCGAGCGACCAACUUACACAAAUCUGAACCGGCUCAUUGGUCAGAUUGUCUCCUCGAUCACAGCCUCUCUGAGGUUCGACGGUGCCCUCAAUAUCGAUCUCGCCGAAUUCCAGACGAAUCUCGUGCCCUAUCCUAGAAUACAUUUUCCUCUGGUAACUUACGCGCCCAUUGUGUCCAUCGAGAAGGCUUAUCAUGAACAGCUCACCGUGAUGGAGCUUACCUCAGCCUGCUUCGAGCCAGCUAUGCAAAUGGUCAAGUGCGACCCGCGAAAGGGCAAGUACAUGGCUUGCUGUUUAUUGUACAGAGGCGACGUGGUGCCAAAGGAUGUCAACGCGUCCAUCGCGACUAUCAAAACCAAGAGAACGAUACAGUUCGUUGACUGGUGUCCAACGGGUUUCAAGGUAGGCAUCAAUUAUCAACCACCAACUGUAGUACCGGGAGGUGAUCUGGCGAAGGUGCAAAGAGCUAUGGCGAUGUUGGCGAAUACCACGGCGAUCGCAGAGGCGUGGGCCCGACUGAAUCGAAAAUUCGAUCUUAUGUUCAGCAAACGAGCCUUCGUUCAUUGGUACAUCGGCGAAAACAUGGACGAAAGUGAAUUUAAUGAAGCCAGAGAGGAUCUGGCCGCGUUAGAGAAAGAUUAUCAAGAAGUCGGCACGGAUUCCCUGGAUGUCGGUGGCGAAGAAGAAAUGUAACUACCUGUAAAAGAC
This is a messenger RNA of Atta colombica, 1347 nucleotides long. Its product is annotated as tubulin alpha-1 chain-like. The coding region runs from base 37 to 1332 and encodes 431 amino acids. The transcript is spliced from 4 exons. Gene Ontology annotation, biological process: microtubule cytoskeleton organization; mitotic cell cycle. The record is from RefSeq and is a predicted model, not a curated record. Gene Ontology annotation, cellular component: cytoplasm; microtubule. NCBI's taxonomy places the organism in Eukaryota, Metazoa, Arthropoda, Insecta, Hymenoptera, Formicidae. Gene Ontology annotation, molecular function: GTP binding; structural constituent of cytoskeleton.